This is a messenger RNA of Acanthosepion pharaonis, 933 nucleotides long. NCBI's taxonomy places the organism in Eukaryota, Metazoa, Mollusca, Cephalopoda, Sepiida, Sepiidae. The record is from the annotation of a GenBank genome assembly.
AUGUUGAACGAUUUCCCGUCUUUGAAGAUCCCGCCAACGUUAUUGCUGACACAACUUCCGCUUUUGCAACAACGCUUCUAUAGCGUCAGUUCUUCACCGAAAUUCCACCCAGGAGAGGUCCACCUGACAAUUGCCAUUGCGAAAUAUAUUAAACCAAAUGGAGUCAUUCAUCAUGGUAUUUGUUCGACGUGGUUACAAACCUGCCCUGUAGGUGAGCAGGUACCGUGUGUCAUGAGAGCGGCACCUAAUUUCCACAUGCCUGAAGACGGUACACGGCCAAUCAUAAUGGUUGGUCCGGGAAGUGGUAUUGCUCCAUUCCGGAGUUUUUGGCAACAAAGAAAGAUUGACAAAGAAAUGUUGGCUGUGCCAAGACGUAAGUUCCAUGAUCCUUAUGGUGAAAAGAAAGGCUGGGGUAGCAUGACAAUUUAUUUUGGAUGCCGUGAUCGGAACAUUGACAACAUCUACGAAAGUGAACUCAAACAGUAUCAAGAAGAAGAUGUCCUUCAAGAUGUUUACUUUGGUUUCUCUCGAGAACCUGGCAAGAAAAAGGCUGUUCAUAUUUAUCGAUCAAAUAGAAGUCGCCUUCUCUCUGUCCCAGUCUUUUCGUAUCUAUCUAUCUAUCUAUCUAUCUAUCUAUCUAUCUAUCUAUCUAUCUAUCAUUUUGUGUAUAUUCAUCGACCUGAACUUACCUACGUACAGCACCUGCUGAAGAAGAACUCCAAAGCCGUAUGUGAUGCCAUUGUCCGAGAAGGUGGACACUUCUAUGUCUGCGGUGAUGUGCAAAUGGCAUCCGACGUGUCUGACACAGUCGAGAUGAUUCUUAAAGAAGAUGCUCCGAUGUCAUCGGAAGAAGCCAAAAACUAUGUGCUCAAAUUACGGGUGUGUAUCAACGUUUUUCUGUCUUUUGAAUUCUGUAAAUCAUUUCAAGGAUGA